GUGUUUCCGCAUUAAUUCAAACUCAUUUCAUUUUUACAUUUUUGUUUUUACUCAAAAACAAUUGUUUCUUUUAUUUUUUGAAUAUUUUUUUCUUGUUAAUUGUUUUAUUUUACCGAAUGUGAACAAUUUCGUGUAUUCUUUUGAUGGAAGAAAGAUCAAAACGCCGAAAAUCAACAGUUAAAUUUCAAAAAAGUUCAAGACAAUCUCAGAGUAAUUUGAUUCAUAAUCAAACCACAUUAGUUGGAAGUUACAUGAGUCUCAUGGAGAAUCAAAAGCUAGUGGUUGCCGUUCUACGGUACAAAACAAAUGAUGGUUCUAAGAUCAAAUUACCAGUUUUGUUCAAAGUGUCUUCUGAACAAAUUCCCAAAGAUCUUCGUCUUCUUGAAAUUCAUCGAGAUAAUCUCAUUUAUAUUGAGAUUGAUGGUUGUAAGCCCUUAGCCGCAAUGAUCGUAUCAGUCGGUGAUGACUCAGUUCAACUAUCUGAAAUUUAUCAGACUUUUAUAAAUAAAGAGUUGAAAUCUAAUCCAUCAUCCGCUGAGAAAAAAAUCUCGAAUUGGUUAAUUGUCGAUAAUAUUUCUAUUUCAAAAUUUGAAUCUCAAAGAUUACCCAUAACAAGUGAAGAAGAUCUUACUGAAGUCAAAAAAAGGAUUGAAACGCUGAAUAGUCAAGUGAAAAAUCAAUCAAAAAUAUGUCAAGAUCCUCAACCAUCCACAAGUGCUCAAUCUGAUCUGAUUCAAGAUGAUCUUUUUGCUGACGAUGACGAAGAUGAUUAUUUCGAUGAAUCAAAUUCAGAUGUGUCUCAUUCACUCAUACCUGAUCAACUGAAAGAGAACGAUUUUAUGGACAAUUUACAAAAGUUGAAAAGUCUCAAUUCUACUGAGGUGGAAUCACCUCAAGAUAUAAAACUGAUUAUUGACAAAGUCAUUGAUACUUUUGAAUCAGUUUUUUAUUCAAAAGAAAUGAAAGAUCAACAGGAAAAAAACAUUAUUCAAGUUGAAAAGAAUCCUGGUGAGGUUCGAUAUAUUCCUGAAGAAGAUAAAACUUAUUCGAGUGGUCAAACAACAAUGAUUGAAGGUAUUCUACCAGUGUAUACUAACAAAUACAAAGCUGCGAUCUCAUCAAAAUCAGAAUAUCAACCAGCUGCAAUCAUUACGAAUAUUAUUCGAUUCGCUUUUCCUAAGCAUUGGCUAGUUGGAGUUACAGUUAAAGGCGCUGGUGGAAGAAAAUCUCUCAUUUCUAUUUGGAAUCAUCAAAAUCCAUUGGCUAAUCCUGGCGAAGGUCAAUUCAAAAAUGGCUUAGGAGAGAAAAGACUACGAGCUUUAAUUGAUCAUGUGGUACGAAAAGGAAAAUUCAAAAAAUAUGACAAAGCAACAGAAAAGUUUCUUGUUGGCUGUCUCGCUAAGGCGAUGCAUUCGUGUAGACCAAAGCCUAACUUUCUCAGCUCAGCUAUCAAUCUUGAUGAUAUUUCUGAUCCUGAUUCGGAUAUCGAUUCAGAAAUUUAUCAUUUGGAUAUUCAAAAGAAAGAUGGUUCCAAAGUGAUUAAUCGAUCCCAUCAAGCGCUGAGAGUAGUAACCAGAAGGUCUUCACGCUCUCAAAAACAGGGAAAUUCACCUCGUGAAAAAGAAUCAGUUCAGGAAAAAGUGCCAAAAGUAACGUCAACAGAAACGAAUCAUUCCAAAGGAACACUUUCAACUUGCAUUGAAAAACUACCUGACCAUCAAGAAAAUGAAGAUGAAUCUACAUCAGGCUGUGAGAACGAAAAUCAAACAGAUGUUAGUGAGAAAAAUGGAUCAAGAUCAGCAGAAAUAAUUGAAGUUGAUAUGGGAAAUUCAAGAGAGAGUGAAGAGCCUGAAAACAAUGUUGAACCGAUUUUGCCCAGUUUAAAUCCAGGCUCAGAUGGCAAAGUUUCAAAUAUUGUAUCUGAUUCUGAGAAAAAUUCUCCAGCUGAAUCUGAUUCACUUCAAACAUUGGAUGUGUCAAUAAAUGAUUCUGGAAAUCAUUCAAUCUCACCUGAAGAUGGGAGUCUCGAAGAAAAUACAAAUAUACCAACAGCUGGAGAGAAUACGGUUAACGAUCCUAUUCAUGAUGAAUCGGAUGGUGAUUCAUCUCAAAUCGGAAGAAAAAGAACCAAAAAUAGUGAUAAUGUGACAAAAAAACAAAGAUCUGAUGUCGGUGAUGCUAUUCCGCUUACUCAAGCUAUUCCUGAAAUAAUUUCAGAAGAAUCGAUUGAUUGCGAUGAUAUUACGGAAGAAGAUCGUGUAAUUUUGGCCAAACUCAAAUCAAAGGGUGUUUUGAGUAAAUUCUUCAACCGAUUGGCCAACAAUUGAAAUGUUGAGUAACUUUCAAAUAUUUUCCUAUUAUUCAGUACAAAUUUUUCAAUAUUGAAUUACUUAAACUCUCGAUUUUUAUCAAAAUCGAAAGGAAAGUAAAUCACAAAUAACAAUCG
Molecule: messenger RNA, 2446 nt
Organism: Panonychus citri (citrus red mite)
Lineage: Eukaryota; Metazoa; Arthropoda; Arachnida; Trombidiformes; Tetranychidae
Exons: 4
Coding region: 144-2327 (727 amino acids)
Source: RefSeq, a predicted model, not a curated record